AUGGACGUGGUCGUGGACGUGGACGUGGUCGUGGACGUGGACGUGGUCGUGGACGUGGUCGUGGACAUGGACGUGGACGUGGACGUGGACAUGGUCGUGGACGUGGACGUGGACGUGGACGUGGUCGUGGACGUGGACGUGGACGUGGUCGUGGACGUGGACGUGGUCGUGGACGUGGACCUGGACCUGGACGUGGAUGUGGACGUGGUCGUGGACGUGGACAUGGUCGUGGACAUGGACGUUGACGUGGUCGUGGACGUGGAUGUGGUCGUGGACGUUGACGUGGACAUGGACCUGGACGUGGACGUGGACGUGGACUUGGACGUGGACGUGGACGUGGACGUGGACGUGGACGUGGUCGUGGACAUGGACGUGGUCGUGGACGUGGAUGUGGUCGUGGACGUUGACGUGGACGUGGACCUGGACGUGGACGUGGACGUGGACGUGGACCUGAACGUGGACGUGGACGUGGACGUGGUCGUGGACCUGGACGUGGACGUGGAUGUGGUCGUGGACGUGGACGUGGACGUGGACCUGGACGUGGACGUGGACGUGGUCGUUGACGUGGACGUGGACGUGGUCGUGGACGUGGACGUGGACGUGGACGUGGACGUGGUCGUGGACUUGGACGUGGACGUGGUUGUGAACGUGGACGUGGUUGUGGACGAGGACGUGGACGUGGACGUGGACUUGGACGUGGUCGUGGACGUGGACGUGGACGUGGACGUGGACGUGGACUUGGACGUGGACGUGGACGUGGACGUGGUCGUCGACGCGGACGUGGUUGUGGACGCGGACGUGGACGUGGACGUGGACGUGGACCUGGAUGUGGCCGUGGACUUGGACGUGGACCUGGACCUGGACGUGGACGUGGACUUGGACGUGGACGUAGACGUGGUCGUGGACGUGGACGUGGUCGUUGAAGUGGACGUGGUCGUGGACGUGGACCUGGACCUGUACGUGGACGUGGUCGUGGACAUGGUCGUGGACGUUGACGUGGACGUGGACCUGGACGUGGACUUGGACGUGGUCGUGGACGUAGACGUGGACGUGGACGUGGUCGUGGACGUGGACGUGGUCGUGGACGUGGACGUGGUCGUGGACGUGGACCUGGACCUGGACGUGGACGUGGACGUGGUCGUGGACGUGGACAUGGUCAUGGACGUUGACGUGGACCUGGACCUGGACUUGGACGUGGACAUGGACUUGGAUGUGGACGUGGAUGUUGACGUGGACUUGGACGUGGACGUGGACGUGGUCGUAGACUUGGACGUGGACGUGGACGUGGUCGUGGACGUGGACAUGGACGUGGACCUGGACGUGGACGUGGAUGUGGACAUGGUCGUCGACGUGGACGUGGACGUGGACGUGGACGUGGUCGUGGACGUGGACGUGGACGUGGUCGUGGACGUGGACGUGGACGUGGACGUGGUUGUGGACGAGAACGUGGACGUGGACGUGGAUGUGGUCGUGGACGUGGACGUGGACCAAGACGUGGACGUGGACGUGGACGUGGACGUGGACGUGGUCGUGAACCUGGACGUGGUUGUGGAUGUGGACGUGGACGUGGACGUGGACUUGGACGUGGACGUGGACGUGGACGUGGACGUGGUCGUGGAUGACGUGGACUUGGACGUGGACGUGGUCGUCGACGCGGACGUGGUUGUGGACGCGGACGUGGACGGGGACGUGGACGUGGUCGUGGACGUGGUCGUGGACGUGGACGUGGUCGUGGACUUGGAAGUGGACGUGGACGUGGACGUGGUCGUGGACGUGGACCAGGACAUGGACGUGGACCAGAACGUGGACGUGGUCGUGGACGUGGAAGUGGACGUGGACGUGGACGUGGUCGUCGACGUGGACGUGGUCGUGGACGUGGACGUGGACCUGGACCUGGACGUGGACGUGGACGUGGACUUGGACGUGGACGUGGCAUGGUCGUGGACGUGGACGUAG
Molecule: messenger RNA, 1956 nt
Organism: Closterium sp. NIES-65
Lineage: Eukaryota; Viridiplantae; Streptophyta; Zygnematophyceae; Desmidiales; Closteriaceae
Source: the annotation of a GenBank genome assembly